GUUUGAUGCCAGCAAGGACGGUGAGGGCAAUGAUGGGAAGAAGCAGAUCACGGACACGGCACCCGCCGCCAAGACUAAGUUUCCGCCCAAAGCUGCGCCCAAAGCUGUGCCCAAGAUGAAGACUAACCCAGUGUUCCGUGCUAUCAAGAUGAGCGGCCCCACUAACGAGGACAACCCGAGGGUUGAGCUUGUCGCCAGUGACGUCAAGAGCGGCAAUCAAGUCCAUGUGAUGACCGUCAGCCGCAAGCGUCACGGCGCCAAGUUUUCGGCCGCCGCGAAGAAGGUGAAAGUCCAUUUCAGUAGUGAGGAGAAGUUCUUUCGGUCCGACGCUGUCAACAUGCUGACCGAGCUCCUGUCGUAG
This is a messenger RNA of Prorocentrum cordatum, 361 nucleotides long. The record is from the annotation of a GenBank genome assembly. NCBI's taxonomy places the organism in Eukaryota, Dinophyceae, Prorocentrales, Prorocentraceae.